Molecule: messenger RNA, 5634 nt
Organism: Suricata suricatta (meerkat)
Lineage: Eukaryota; Metazoa; Chordata; Mammalia; Carnivora; Herpestidae
Product: disabled homolog 2-interacting protein
Exons: 14
Coding region: 11-2734 (907 amino acids)
Biological process (GO): regulation of GTPase activity
Source: RefSeq, a predicted model, not a curated record
GUCCCAUCUGAUGCCCAGGCUGAAGGAGUCUCGCUCGCACGAGUCCCUGCUCAGCCCCAGCAGCGCAGUAGAAGCGCUGGACCUCAGCAUGGAGGAAGAGGUGGUCAUCAAGCCGGUUCACAGCAGCAUCCUGGGCCAGGACUACUGCUUCGAGGUGACCACGUCGUCAGGAAGCAAGUGCUUCUCCUGCCGAUCGGCAGCCGAGCGGGACAAGUGGAUGGAGAACCUUCGGCGAGCGGUACACCCCAACAAGGACAACAGUCGGCGUGUGGAGCACAUCCUGAAGCUGUGGGUGAUCGAGGCCAAGGACCUGCCAGCCAAGAAGAAGUACCUGUGUGAGCUGUGCCUGGACGACGUGCUGUACGCCCGCACCACGGGCAAGCUCAAGACGGACAAUGUCUUCUGGGGCGAGCACUUUGAGUUCCACAACCUGCCACCUCUGCGCACCGUCACCGUGCACCUGUACCGGGAGACCGACAAGAAGAAGAAGAAGGAGCGCAACAGUUACCUGGGCCUGGUGAGCCUGCCUGCCGCCUCGGUGGCCGGGCGGCAGUUCGUGGAAAAGUGGUACCCGGUGGUGACGCCCAACCCCAAGGGCGGCAAGGGCCCUGGGCCCAUGAUCCGCAUCAAGGCGCGCUACCAGACCAUCACCAUCCUGCCCAUGGAGAUGUACAAGGAGUUUGCCGAGCACAUCACCAACCACUACCUGGGGCUCUGUGCCGCCCUCGAGCCCAUCCUCAGCGCCAAGACCAAGGAGGAGAUGGCGUCGGCCCUGGUGCACAUCCUGCAAAGCACGGGCAAGGUGAAGGACUUCCUGACAGACCUGAUGAUGUCAGAGGUGGACCGCUGUGGGGACAACGAGCACCUUAUCUUCCGGGAGAACACGCUGGCCACCAAGGCCAUCGAGGAGUACCUCAAGCUGGUGGGCCAGAAGUACCUGCAAGAUGCACUAGGUGAGUUCAUCAAAGCGCUGUAUGAGUCGGAUGAGAACUGUGAAGUGGACCCGAGCAAGUGCUCGGCUGCCGACCUCCCCGAGCACCAGGGCAACCUCAAGAUGUGCUGCGAGCUAGCCUUCUGCAAGAUCAUCAACUCCUACUGUGUCUUCCCCCGGGAGCUGAAAGAGGUAUUUGCCUCAUGGCGACAGGAGUGCAGCAGCCGCGGCCGGCCCGACAUCAGCGAGCGGCUCAUCAGUGCCUCCCUGUUUCUGCGCUUCCUCUGCCCUGCCAUCAUGUCGCCCUCGCUCUUCAACCUGCUGCAGGAGUACCCCGAUGACCGCACAGCCCGCACCCUCACCCUCAUUGCCAAGGUGACCCAGAACCUGGCCAACUUCGCCAAGUUCGGCAGCAAGGAGGAGUACAUGUCGUUCAUGAACCAGUUCCUGGAGCAUGAGUGGACCAACAUGCAGCGCUUCCUGCUGGAGAUCUCCAACCCCGAGGCCGCCUCCAACACGGCCGGUUUCGAGGGCUACAUUGACCUGGGCCGCGAGCUCUCCAGCCUGCACUCGCUGCUCUGGGAGGCCGUCAGCCAGCUGGAGCAGAACAUCGUGUCCAAACUGGGACCCCUGCCUCGAAUCCUGAGGGACGUCCACACAGCGCUGAGUACCCCAGGCAGUGGGCAGCUCGCAGGGACCAACGACUUGGCCUCCACUCCUGGCUCUGGCAGCAGCAGCAUCUCGGCUGGGCUGCAGAAGAUGGUGAUCGAGAACGAUCUCUCUGGUCUGAUAGAUUUCACCCGGUUACCGUCUCCAACCCCCGAAAACAAGGACUUGUUUUUUGUCACAAGGUCCUCCGGGGUCCAGCCCUCACCUGCCCGCAGCUCGAGUUACUCGGAAGCCAACGAGCCCGAUCUUCAGAUGGCCAAUGGUGGCAAGAGCCUGUCUAUGGUGGACCUCCAAGAUGCCCGCACGCUGGAUGGGGAGGCGGGCUCCCCAGUGGGCCCCGACGCCCUCACCGCCGAUGGGCAACGCACGCCGCCCACCCUGCUGAGCACCCUGCAGUACCCGCGGCCCUCUGGCGGGCCCCUGGCGUCCGCCUCUCCUGACUGGGCCGGCCCGGGAGCCCGGCUCCGGCAGCCCUCAUCCUCGUCCAAAGGAGACAGCCCGGAGCUGAAGCCUCGCGCCGUGCACAAGCAGGGCCCUUCACCCGUGAGCCCCAAUGCCCUGGACCGCACGGCCGCGUGGCUCUUGACCAUGAACGCGCAGUUGUUAGAAGACGAGGGCCUGGGCCCAGACCCCCCCCACAGGGAUAGGCUAAGGAGUAAGGAGGAGCUCAGCCAAGCAGAAAAGGACCUGGCGGUGCUGCAGGACAAGUUGCGGAUCUCCACCAAGAAGCUGGAGGAGUACGAGACUCUGUUCAAGUGCCAGGAGGAGACGACGCAGAAGCUAGUGCUGGAGUACCAGGCGCGGCUGGAGGAGGGUGAGGAGCGGCUGCGGCGGCAGCAGGAGGACAAGGACAUCCAGAUGAAGGGCAUCAUCAGCAGGUUAAUGUCCGUGGAGGAGGAGCUGAAGAAGGACCACGCCGAGAUGCAAGCAGCUGUGGACUCCAAGCAGAAGAUCAUUGAUGCCCAGGAGAAGCGCAUCGCCUCACUGGACGCCGCCAACGCCCGCCUCAUGAGCGCCCUGACGCAGCUGAAAGAGAGGUACAGCAUGCAAGCCCGUAACGGCGUCUCCCCCACCAACCCCACCAAAUUGCAGAUUACCGAGAACGGCGAGUUCCGAAACAGCAGCCAUUGCUAACCUGCCCGAGGAGGGAGGACCGAGGUGGCCCAGAGCAGGCCGCGGCCUGGGGCCUGGGGAGGAGUGCCCCCACAGUCGCAGCCCCGUGUGCAGGGGCGGGGGGCCCCAGGCCUCCUCCCCUUCCCUCCGCCUGCGGUCCAGGAGGUGCCGCAGAGGGAGCCUGGACAGACUGAUGCAGCGUGGGCCCGCUCCCCUGUCUUCUGGCCCGAGAAGCGAGUUCGGUGCAGGCCGGAGGGACUGCACGCUGGGGACGGGGCGGCCCGGGGGGAGCGGGGGGCCUGCCAAAGGACGUCUCCGUCGGUUACUGAAUUUGGUGUGUGUCACCUUUCUUUCUUGACCUGGCCAAGUGCAUGUACCCCUUCCCCCUCCCCAGGGAGGGGGUGCCCUCGAGGUAGGGGAUUAGAGAGCCGGGGCCCGGCUCCUACCCUGGGGGGCUUGUCCCUCAGUUCCCAGGGGCGGACGGGCCGGUCGGCAGGCAGGGAGAAGAGGGUGGGGAGGACGGAGCUGCCGGAGCUGCUGUCCCGCAGGGCUCCCCCUGAGCACCUGCUACUGCAUGCGGCCUGUCCGGGGACCCGCCUGGCCAUGAGGAACCGAGGAGUCACCCCUGCACCUGUCCCCAGACUCCCUGCCUCUCCACCGCCCCCUUCCCCCACGCCAGCCCUACCUUAUUUUGCCAGACGCCCAGUGAGGAUCCUGGCUCGCUCUUCUGGGCCCUGGUGUCUGCGGGGAGGACCCAGAGCUUCCCUCACUCGCUCAGGCUGACACUCUAGGACUCCCCAAAGCCAAAGACCUGGGCAGAGGUGGCCCAAGGGCACUGUGCCUGCCGCCUACCCUCCCCCGGGGCCGGUGCGCCAGGGCGCCAUGGCCCUGCAGGGAGCCGCCAGCUGGGGCUCACCCCAAGAGGAAGGCUCAUCUUUCCCGAGUGAUGGUUAAGAGAAGUUCUAAUGCCAGCAGGCCCUGAGAAGGUGGAUAACUGUGAUUUUUUUUCCUUUCACAGUAUGCAUUAGAAACAAAAGCCCGCUUGCUCGCUUGCUGGAACACAGGGGCCUUUUAAAUUGAGCGUGCGCACUGCAUGGGAAAUAGCGGCCCUGGAGGAUGUUAGACUUGCUCCUCUCCAAGACAGCAGCGGCCUGCGCCAGGCCCCGUGUGUGCGGCCGGCCUCCUCCUCACCCUUCCCGGGCCCCCCGGCCAAGGACCCGGGUGCUGCACGCAGGAGAGGGGCACAUCCCACAGCUGGGGCCGGUUUUCCUCAGCUCUAGGCUGUUCUGGGGCUUCUCAGCCCUCGCUGCCCCCCACCCCUUGCGGGACAUAGGUGGGCAGGAGCCCGGGUCUCUCUCAUUCCCUCCCUGGUCCCGCCCCCAGAGCUGGGCAUUUGCCCCGCAGCAGAGCCCGGGCUGCCGGCCGCCCCCUCCGCCUUGGCCUCAGGAAGCUGAGACCCUGGGGAAGAGCCCCGAGCCCUUCCUGCCCCAGCCAGGGCCGGGGUCAACACAGGGCCUGCCAGGUCAAGGGCGGGCAGGGUGGCCCAGACCACACUGUGCCCCGUCCUGGCCUCUGGGCAGGGGCUCUUAGAUGAAACCUGUAGUCCGAUUAGGCCAGAGAUGUGCCGGCGAGGAGAGGGUGAGGCCCUAAGGUCACAGACCUCAGGAAGGAAGGUCAUGGGGGCUGCGGCCCUGCCUCCACUUGUAGCCACACAGGCAGGGCCUGGCCCCAGUGAUGUCCUCUGGUUCGGUCUCAUCACCCCAACCCUGCCGCCCAUGAGCCCUCCCCCCUCCCCUCCCCUCCCCUCUCCCCUCCCCCACUGAUGCCUCGAUGCCUCGUAGAGCAACCUCGGACUGAGCGCCUCUUAGCAAUACGGGGGAGGUUCCCAGGGCCCGGAUGGCAGGGCGCAGGAGGCCAGCGCGUGUGGUGCUGGCGGCCCUUGGUGUGGGUUGUGAGCUCUCAGGCCGAGAGCCUUAUUUACUUAGUGCAAAAACUGUAAAAGUGUACAGACUCUUCACAGAUUUUUAUCUGAAUUGCAAGUCUGACAAUUUUUGUAAAUGUUCUCGGUGUUCAACUGUAAUGUAACUAUUUCACCUAAUGGUUGUACAUAGUCCUUUAGUCCUGGUGCUGCCAAGGGCUGCCCGGGACUGCUGCUUUCCGAUGGUUUGUAUUUUAUUUUUUAAUCUAGAGAACAGUAUUGGGCAGGCGGAGGGGGUCUGGGGCUCGGUGUCAGGGGUUUCCCCCACCGGUGGCAUGCACCUGUCGACUUUGCAGCGGGCUGUCUGGGUGGGGUGCUGGGGACAUGGGGACAUGCGCCCAGUCCGGGUCACACGAACCUGCAUUCCAGGCUAGGGCCAGGGGGCCAGAGGGAGAGGGAGCGAGGGAAGCACCUGCUCCGGGAAGGUGAGGCCCCGCACCCACAGUCUGCUGGAGACGACUGUCCCCCUCCCUGGCCCACACACAGGCCUGACUGGUUUGCUUAUUACAUUUAGGGUGAAGGAAACUGCCAAACUUCCUAUAAGUGAAGACUUUUUUCUGACUGCCCAUAAAGGGGGGUGGGAACCAAGGCCAGAGCUCCACACCCCCCACCUCGGCCCUCCAGAGCGUCUGCCCCCGGGGUACACCUCUCUCUGCCGCCCCGUCUGCGGAAGGCAGGUCGUCCAGGGAAACAGCCUCUCUUUUCUACACCGUUGGCCCCAAAUCCACCCCCGGCCCCACACCACACCCUUGUGCCCCAUUUUGUAAGUAUGUGAAAAAGAAAAACACGCAAACGUUGGAGUCUUGGCUGGAGCCCCUCCCGGCUGCGGCUUUGAGCUGUGUCAUAGUGUACAGAGAAAGUGGUUGGUGUUCUAAGACUGUGGCUGUGCGAUUUCUGUACAUUUGCAAUUAGAAAUAUUAAAGAUUUAUUUAGCUAUUUUAAA